CGCACCUCGGAUCGGCCACUGCGGGCGAACUCGUUCCCGUGGGACACCUGGCAUCUGUGGACCCCGCGUGCUGCGCAAGCCUACCGAGAGCAUCUGCACUGAUUAUGAAUGCGCUGCCUUCAGCCAACCCGCAGCCGUCUGCGUUUGGCACAAGUGAGCUCACCACCCAGCUGGUGUUGCGACUCGUCGACGACGACGAGCUGCUCGCGUGCGGAUGCGUGUGCAAAUUGCUGGAGCGUAGCGUGGACGACGCGCGCGAGGGCAACAUCUUGCGCGCGCGGCGGCAUCGCCGGGCCAAAUCGCCAUGGCACGUCGACCUGGCCAACGGCGACGACGCCGCCGAUGGCACGCGACGGCGGCCGCUGUGCUCUCUUGGUGAAGCUUUACAACUUGCAAUUAUGUUUGGCAUUGGUAAUCCCUUCGGCGAGGUGGUCGUCCACUGCGCCUCGUCGGGCUGCCCGAUGCGCGGCUGUGCGGCGGACGGAUGCGGCGACCCGGUGUGCGCAUAUCAUGGGAGUGGCGUUGGCGAAAUUAUCGCCACCGAGGCCAUGCCAAUACCCCACCUAAAGUUCGAGCCAAGCAGGUGCAGGCACUUGGGCUGUCAGAAUGUCUACUGCACGGUCCAUCACAAUGCUCGAUUGGGUAGAUGCGACAUAUGCCAGCGCAAUCUUGGGGUUGAUCUCCGCUCAUAUUGCCCCGCCCACCGGACGCGCUGUCGCGGCGCGCGGUGGCGUCACGACACCGGGCGGAUCCCGCGCAUGAAACGCUGGUGGACGCAGCGGGGCUCGGCCGCCGGCGAGGACCCGGAAUUCGGGGCGCUGCACGAGUGUGCCUACACGUUGUGUGAAACGUGUAUGCGCGACCACAAGUGUGGCGAUAUGGCCGACCUUGAGGCCGAGGCCGAAGACGACUACUAA
This is a messenger RNA of Pelagomonas calceolata, 917 nucleotides long. Lineage: Eukaryota; Pelagophyceae; Pelagomonadales; Pelagomonadaceae. The record is from the annotation of a GenBank genome assembly.